This is a messenger RNA of Penicillium manginii, 786 nucleotides long. RefSeq lists its product as uncharacterized. The transcript has a single exon. The coding region runs from base 1 to 786 and encodes 261 amino acids. NCBI's taxonomy places the organism in Eukaryota, Fungi, Ascomycota, Eurotiomycetes, Eurotiales, Aspergillaceae. The record is from RefSeq and is a predicted model, not a curated record.
AUGAAAGAAUUUGUUCCUUUUGUAAUGCAAACUGAAAGAGGAGAUGUACAGUUGACCCAACUGAGUGAUCCAUUAUGGGUAUACAAUUAUAUUUUAGAGCGUGUCGCUCGUGUCAGCAAGCGUUCAGUUUGGCGCAUUCGUGAUAAGGUGCGCAGCAUUGAAAAGACCCAUACACCAAGUUAUGAACGACUACAUCAUGAUGUCACCCGGCAUGCGAUCCAUGUUACUGAAAGCCUGGAUGCUACAGUAAACACUUUGGAGCAUAUCUUGAGAUGCCAUGAUAGCCUUGUCAGCCCUCAAAGAACGAGUACAGCUUUGUAUGGUAAAGAACUGGCCUUUGAGGUCUGGGAAGAUGUCCACACACGACUGGCAUUUUUCCAGAGCUAUCUCGGUAAUUUGAGUCAUCAAGCAGCUGCAAACGAGAAGCGCGUCCAUAACGAGAUUGAGAUGGCUUUCAACAUGGGGGCUCAAAAGAGUACGCAGAUCGCUCAAAAGAAUACGCAGAUCGCUCUUGAAGACAGUGGCACUAUGAAAACCCUUUCCUUGGUUACUCUUACUUUCCUACCUCCAACCUUUAUAUGCGCAGUCUUCAGCAUGUCCUUUUUCAACUAUGCUGACUCUGGUUGGAGAGUCUCGGGAAAGAUCUGGAUCUAUUGGGCUUGCGCCAUACCCACGACGCUGCUGACAGUUCUUAUAUGGCAUAGUUGGACCAAGAUUUUUCCAUUGAAUAGGAGGGCGCGAGGUGGGGCACGGCGAUCAAGAUAUAGACUUUCCGAUAAGAUCUGA